AUGAUCUCUAUUAUCAAGGCUGAGUCUUGGCAAGGCGACUUUGGCGAUCGAGGUGAUCUACUACACCACGAUAUUAUGUAUCAAGGCGUCCAUCUUGUUCACCUACCUCCGGUUUGGUUCCGCUUCCUGUGCAUCGUGACCGUCAUCGUGCACUCGGUAUUCUACCUGCUGUGCUUGUUUGUCACCUUGGGCCAGUGCCGGCCGCUGCACAAGCUCUGGGACUUGACUAGAAUGGAGCCGGGCACAUGUAUCAAUACGACGGCGUUCUUUUACUUCACAUCAGCAUUCAACAUCAUCACCGACAUCUGGAUCCUGGUGCUCCCCAUCAAGGCGCUGCGGAGCAUCGAGCGGCCGACCCGCGAGAAGGUGGCCCUCUUCUUCAUCUUUGGCGCGGGCACCUUCGCGGCCAUCGCGUCCAUCAUCCGGCUGCACACCAUCUACACGUACACCGAGGCCGAGGACCCGUUCAAGAACAGCCUGCGCGUCAACGUGUGGUCCAUGAUCGAGAUCAACGUGGCCAUCUGCUGCGCCAGCGUGUCGGCGCUCAAGCCCGUCUUCAGCCGCGGGCAGCGGCAGCGCUCCCGCGCGGCGCGGUCCUCGGCCUCGGCGACCACGGCGUCCGAGGACCACCAGCACCAGCACCAGCAGCCGCGCAGGAGCACGGCCUCGCGCAGGUCGCUCUGGCACCUGCGCUCCGGCAGCAAGGCCACGAGCAGCUCGUCCAACACGAACUCGUCGUCGUCGCACGACGAGGAGAAGGCGCUGGGGCCGAUCGACGAGCCCGCGGAGCCCAGGCCGGUGCGCCCGCCGCCGGUGCCGCUGGUUCUCGACGGCGGAGACGGGGUGCCGUCGCGGAUCCCGACCGUCCUGAGGAGUCGGUACGAGAACAACCUCGUCUCGGACACGACUGAUAGCAGCAUGUUUGUCUUUACGCCGCUGAGCCCUCGGCCCAAGGAUGGAGAGGGAGUGGGAGUUGAGAAUGGGCCAAGCAGCUCGGGAGAUAUGCUUCCAAUUCAAAAAUGA
Molecule: messenger RNA, 1023 nt
Organism: Thyridium curvatum
Lineage: Eukaryota; Fungi; Ascomycota; Sordariomycetes; Thyridiales; Thyridiaceae
Exons: 4
Coding region: 1-1023 (340 amino acids)
Source: RefSeq, a predicted model, not a curated record